AGUAUAAAAUGGGGCUGGGCUCUGCCCGUGCAUCACAUAAAGUUCAACAUGAAGACAGGCACCAUCUUUGUUCUGGUGGCUUUCAUCGUCAGGGGGCUGGAGGUGGCCUAUACUGCGAGACCUACUUUCGGAGCGAUCUGUAUGAAUGAGUGUUCAGGAGACUGGGACUGUGAAGGAGGAAAAGAAUGCGUGGGGGUUGGCUGUGCACGUAUCUGCGCCCCACAGACUAAAAAAGGCUACUGUGAGAUCCGGUGCUGGAAAAACUGGAACUGCGGAGCCAGGAAAUGGUGCACGCAGAAGGGCUGUAGGAAAGUCUGCCACGGCUCCUCCAGAGGAGAUUGUGUGCAGGAAUGCCGAGGACCCUGGGACUGCGCUGUAGGGAGCUGGUGUGUCAACAACGGAUGUAGCCGUGUCUGCAUACCCUUAGGAAACUCAGCUGCACAGAGAGAGAGGAGGCGGCUAUACUGGGGCCACUACUAACCUCUGGGAGAAUUAGAAAAGAAUAGAAUUCUUCCAAGUCUAGAAGACCAUGAAGACAGAUUAAUAAUAUCUUGCUUUAGAAGUAUUUGUAAACUUGAAAAAGCUGGAAAUACACUUAAAGCAGAAAUGAAAUAACGUUAAGGUACCAAAUUAUUCUUCAACAAGGUCUGGAAAGAACACGGUUAUGAACAAGUUAGCUGAUCUCUCACACCCAAACACACGUCCACACCGGUGUGAAACACACAGGUCCAUUCAUUCAGUCCACCAGCAUGUACGUCUGCCCAGGCGGAUUCUUGCCAGCCAUGGCUGGCUGGUACUCUUUCCCCACAGAACCUUCAACUCCCUAGGAUUGAUCCUUCAAGCCUAGGAUUGAUCUUCGCUGCUGUAAGUUUGGUGGGUGCAUCAAAGUGGCCUGGGAGUGACUUCCCUGGUGGUCCAGUGGUUAAGACUGCAAGCUUCCAGUGCAGGGGGCCCAGGUUCGAUCCCUGGUUGGAGAACUAAGAUCCCACUUGCUGCAUGGCACAGCCAAAAAAACAAACAAAAACCAAAGUGGUCUGGGAACUAGGGAGGCUAUAGAGUUAAGACUGGGUGUAUCAUCCAGGGAACAGCUCACUAACACACCUCUACAUGGUCUCAGGAUCAAGGACCACACUUAGAUGUUUUGGGGUGGGGGGGAGACAGAGGUGUAUGUAAGGAAAUUCCACAGAUGAAGGAGAUCUCUGCCCAACAUGGAAUAGAGAAUUGUCAACCACCAUUUCACUUGAUUCACAAGAGUGAUGUCCAGCCUGCAUUUUCCAUGUUAGUCAGUCUACCCUAACUCAAUAGGGUAGACUGUUUUGGGGGGUGAUAUACAGCAGGGGUUCUCCCAUAUCAACACA
Messenger RNA from Aethalodelphis obliquidens (Pacific white-sided dolphin), 1358 nucleotides. RefSeq names its product WAP four-disulfide core domain protein 3-like. The coding region runs from base 49 to 480 and encodes 143 amino acids. Lineage: Eukaryota; Metazoa; Chordata; Mammalia; Artiodactyla; Delphinidae. Gene Ontology annotation, molecular function: serine-type endopeptidase inhibitor activity. Gene Ontology annotation, cellular component: extracellular region. Gene Ontology annotation, biological process: innate immune response; antibacterial humoral response. The transcript has 5 exons. The record is from RefSeq and is a predicted model, not a curated record.